AAGAAGAAGGCCUAAAGUAAGACCAAAGGGGAGGUUUAUAGGCUGUAGUCAGGGAGGAGUGUAAGGGAAAAGGAGGAUACAGAUAGAGGCGGAUUAUUCGCUGUGGCGACCCCUAGCAGAAAGGAAAAGAACAAGAAGAAGAAGAACAAGAGGAAGAAGAGGAAGAAGAAGUCUUGGGUGGAAUAAAUAGAACUUUGGACAAAACCUGUUUUUGUCCAAAGGAGCUUUAAACCCCCUCUUUGUGUCCCGCUAAAGCCUGAGCGCACCACGGUUCUCCGUUGUACCUGCGCUCAAUUAAGUAGACCCUUCAAGACGCAGUUGUGCGGGCUUCCCCAGGUUUCUUCAUCGGGAGGACUAACUGCUUGUCCAGCUGCUAACCUCUCGGCGUGAGCGGGGGCGGUUCGAGGACAGCAAACUCGCUUUCCGUGCGGAGCUAGCGUGGUAUCAAAUCAAACGGAGCAGCUUGUUUUCGAGGCGGCACGAUCAUGACGAACACCUCCAACUAUUGCGGACGUCGUAUCCCACUGCAGCACGUUAACAACAUUACCGGGAGCUAAGGGCACAUGGUCUGGGUUUUAACCGGACCGUCCCGACGCCUAAAAACUGUUGUUUCGAUGGAGUAAUCGCGUGCACGGAUGGGAUUACCUCAGCUAGCCGCUGCUAAUGACUGUGCUGGGUGACUAGCUUGUGGCUAACCGGUUGCGGUUAGCUAACUAAACCAGCUGGUUGACACUACCGAUCUGGUUUCUACCAGGUUCUGAACAUAACCAUGCCUCCCAGACCCUCCUCAGGAGAAUUAUGGGGGAUGCACUUGAUGCCCCCCAGCAUUGUGGUGGACUGCCUUUUGCCCAAUGGCAUGAUUCUGUCACUGGAGUGCCUCAGAGAAGCCACGCUCGUCACCGUCAAGCACGAGCUCUUCAAGGAGGCCAGGAAGUACCCGCUUUACCAUUUGCUCCAAGAAGAAAGCUCCUACAUCUUCGUCAGCGUCACCCAAGAGGCGGAGAGGGAGGAGUUUUACGACGAGACCAGGAGGUUAUGUGAUCUUAGGCUCUUCCAGGCCUUCCUCAAAGUUAUUGAGCCAGUGGGCAACAGAGAGGAGAAAAUUCUCAGCAGGGAAAUAGGUUUUGCUAUUGGAAUGCCUAUCUGUGAGUUUGAUUUGGUAAAAGACCCGGAAGUACAGGACUUCAGAAGGAACAUUUUAAACGUUUGCAAAGAAGCGGUGGACCUCAGAGACAAUAACGGCCCACAUAGCAGAGCUUUGUACGUCUACCCCCCAAACGUAGAAUCCUCGACAGACCUUCCCAGGCACAUCUAUAAUAAGCUAGAUAAAGGUCAAAUCAUUGUUGUCAUCUGGGUGAUUAUUUCACCCAGCAACGACAAACAGAAGUACACCUUGAAGAUCAGCCACGACUGUGUGCCGGAGCAGGUGAUCGCCGAAGCCAUCCGUAAGAAGACGCGGAGCAUGCUGCUGUCACAGGAACAGCUGAAGAUGUGCGUCCAGGAGUAUCAGGGAAAGUACAUCCUCAAAGUCUGUGGCUGUGACGAGUACCUGCUGGAGAAAUAUCCUCUGAGUCAGUACAAGUACGUGCGCAGUUGUAUCAUGCUGGGAAGGAUGCCCAACCUGAUGCUGAUGUCCAAAGACAGCCUGUACUCCCAGCUGCCCUCAGACAACUUCACCAUGCCGUCGUACGCAAGGCGCAUCUCGACGGCAACGUCCUACAUGAACGGGGAAACCUCUUCUAAGAAUCUUUGGACCAUCAACGGAAUGCUGAAGAUCCGGAUACUCUGCGCCACCUACGUCAAUGUAAACAUCAGAGAUAUCGACAAGAUCUAUGUCAGGACUGGAAUAUACCACGGUGGGGAGCAGUUGUGUGACAACGUCAACACCCUGCGUGUGCCCUGCUCAAACCCAAGGUGGAACGAGUGGCUGAGCUACGACAUGUACAUUCUAGAAAUCCCCAGAGCUGCUCGACUCUGCCUCUCUAUCUGCUCUGUGAAAGGAAGGAAGGGCGCCAAAGAGGAACAUUGUCCCUUAGCCUGGGGCAACAUCAACCUGUUUGACUACACCCACACGCUGGUAGCAGGGAAAAUGGCUCUCAACCUGUGGCCUGUCCCACAUGGCCUGGAGGACCUGCUCAACCCCAUCGGCGUCACAGGCUCCAACCCCAACAAGGAAACCCCGUGUCUGGAGCUGGAGUUUGAACAGUUCAGCUCUCCCGUCAAGUUUCCAGAUAUGGCGUACGUGGAGGAGCACGCCAACUGGAAUAUAUCCAGAGAGCUGGGUUUCAAUUACAGCCACACCGGCUUGAGUAACAGAUUGGCGCGCGACAACCCCCUGACCGACAACGACAACGAGCAGCUCCGGCAAGUGUGCAACAGAGACCCGCUGUCAGAAAUCACUGAGCAGGAGAAGGACUUCCUGUGGAGGCACAGGCAUUCCUGCAUCAAUAUACCCGAGAUCCUUCCCAAAAUCCUCCUGGCUGUGAAGUGGAACUCCAGGGAUGAAGUUGCUCAGAUGUAUUGCCUUCUGAAAGACUGGCCUGCAAUAAAGCCAGAACAAGCCAUGGAGCUGCUGGAUUGCAACUUCCCAGAUCCUAUGAUCAGAGAGUUUGCCGUCAAGUGCCUUGAGAAAUACCUGACUGAUGAUAAACUCUCUCAGUAUCUUAUUCAGCUGGUUCAGGUUUUAAAAUAUGAGCAGUACCUUGAUAACCCACUUGCACGUUUCCUGUUGAAAAAGGCUUUAACCAAUCAAAGGAUAGGACAUUUCUUCUUCUGGCAUUUAAAAUCAGAGAUGCACAACAAGACGGUGAGCCAGCGGUUCGGCCUGCUGCUGGAGUCCUACUGCCGGGCCUGUGGCAUGUACCUGAAGCACCUGAGCCGGCAGGUGGAGGCCAUGGAGAAGCUAAUCAAUCUCACCGACCUCCUCAAACAGGAGAAAAAAGAUGAGGCGCAGAAGGUUCAAAUGAAGUUUCUGGUUGAGCAGAUGAGGAGGCCCGACUACAUGGAUGCACUACAAAGCUUCACCUCACCUCUCAAUCCAGCACAUCAGCUGGGAAACCUGCGCCUGGAAGAGUGCAGGAUGAUGUCUUCGGCAAAGCGGCCUCUCUGGUUGAACUGGGAAAACCCGGACAUGAUGUCAGAACUGCUUUUUCAGAACAACGAGAUCAUUUUCAAAAAUGGAGACGAUCUGAGGCAGGACAUGCUGACGCUGCAGAUCAUUAGGAUAAUGGAGAACAUCUGGCAAAACCAGGGCCUUGAUCUCAGGAUGCUUCCGUACGGCUGCCUGUCCAUCGGGGACUGCGUGGGUUUAAUCGAGGUGGUGAGGAACUCUCACACCAUCAUGCAAAUCCAGUGCAAGGGAGGUCUAAAGGGGGCGCUGCAGUUCAACAGCCACACACUGCACCAGUGGAUCAAAGAUAAGAACAAGGGAGAGAUGUACGACCAGGCUAUUGAUCUCUUCACGCGGUCCUGUGCAGGCUACUGUGUGGCCACCUUCAUCCUCGGUAUAGGAGACAGACACAACAGCAAUAUCAUGGUCAAAGAAGAUGGACAGCUGUUUCACAUCGACUUUGGUCAUUUCCUGGACCACAAAAAGAAGAAGUUUGGCUACAAGAGAGAGCGCGUCCCGUUUGUGCUCACACAGGACUUCUUGAUUGUCAUCAGCAAAGGAACCCAGGAGUGCACCAAAACCAGGGAGUUUGAAAGGUUUCAGGAAAUGUGUUACAAAGCUUACUUGGCCAUCCGCCAGCACGCCAACCUCUUCAUCAACCUGUUCUCCAUGAUGCUGGGCUCCGGCAUGCCGGAGCUGCAGUCCUUCGACGACAUCGCGUACAUCAGGAAGACCCUGGCGCUGGACAAGUCCGAGCAGGAGGCGCUGGACUACUUCAUGAAGCAGAUGAACGACGCCCACCAUGGCGGCUGGACCACCAAGAUGGACUGGAUCUUCCACACAAUCCGCCAGCACGCUAUGAACUAAAGCAGCGUGGCGACAACUGCACUCUAGAAAAUUUUUUUUUUAAAAAGUAAAAAAAAAAAAUUGUCUGCCACCCCAAAAAGCCUCAAAAGGUCUGGAUUCAUUUAUGACUUUGAGAAAGAAAGAUGAAGCUAUACCUCAUAGGAACCUAACAAAAAGAAGUGGACCUCUACAGAUUAUUUUCUACUUUGAAAUAUUUCUCCAGUCAUGUUUUAACCUACUACUACAAGCUGUUUUGAAGAUGUGCAGACACUAAGCGCGAUGAAGGCAUCACAACACUCUAGUUACACAGCUAACCAAUAUAUUUAAGAACCCAGAGAAAACCCUACGUCUCCUCAGAAAACUGUCUUUUGUGCAGCUUCUCCCUCGUAUGCAUUCUGUUCCUACGUUUUCUACUGAGCCAAAGUGUAAUCUCAUUACUCUGCAGUCCCUUUGUUUAAAGAAGAAUCACUACAAUUCCAAGGCUUGUACUCGAGCACUGAUCUCUGCAGUAUUUUUUGUUUGUUUCAGUAUUAGUUUGUGUGCUCAGCUGAAGCCUCCAUCAUCCAUGGACGGCCCAGAGGAAACGCCUCUGAAGCCAGCUGGGAUUUUCUUUUUCAUUGCUUAAACAUCCCAAAAAAAAAACACGUGCGUAGUGUUUCUUUCGCUCUUUUUUGUUUUGUUUUUUUCCCCCACUGCCACACUAUGCAAGUCGUCGACUCCGACUGUGGGUGAAGUAGAGGUCGGAGUGCGGCCGGAGAAGAAUCUGUUCACGGACGAACCGGUCGAGGAACCUCUUCUAAACCAGCAAAAAGCAACUGUGAGGAAGCCCGUUUAGGACUUUGAACUUCUUACGAACUUUGUAGCUUCGACCCAAGCCAUGUGUCUAACUUUGAUCUGUCCUUUUCAGUCAGACCUGUGUCCUCAAUGUAAAAGGAAACUAACCCAAGUGAUGUUUUUCUUGACCUUCCGCACCAGAUCUAUGCCUUUCCUGUGGUGUUGCGAUCGCUGCACAGGUUCCUGUUCAGUAGGUCCACUUAGUCGAGACUUUAAAAAAAUGUUGUUUUUUUUGUGUCAAACGGGAGUUUUUCUGCUAAAAACCCUGGAAACUGAUCCCAUCAAAUGCUCCUGUGCAGGAUACAGAGCAGCGGGCAGGACCCCGACUGGAAAUCCACUCACCGAAAGGCGACAUUUUCCUUUGUUUUUUGUUGUGUUUGCUUCCUUUGUCACACUGAACUGAAGCAGGAACUCCUCAAGUCUUUCUGACAGUGUUUACUUGAAAAUCCUGUAAAGUAAGAAGAAGAAUUGCGUCUUUUGGAGGGGACAGAAGUUGUAAUGAAAGUUAAAGGUGCCGCUUCUAUUUGUGCAAAUGUUUUCCUUUGAAAAAAAAAAAGAAAAAAAAAGUGACAUUACAGAGGUAAUAUAUUUUUGUACUUUAAUGUAAACCUAUAUAUGUAUGAAAAACCAAAAAAGGAGGAAGCAUGCUGUGCCGUCGUACGGCGGUCCAGAGCAGCCGGCCUCCCAGCUGCCGCAGGUGGAAGUUCUCCAGGACUUUUCCGAGCGCUCGUGUGGAAGUCCGCAAGCACAAAACAUGAGUGGAGACCGCUCCACGUGGUUUCAAAAGCAGCAGCCUCAUCAUGUAUGUGUGUAUAUAUCGUAACACUACUUCAAAAUAACAUGUUUAACCAUUCUCAUACGUCCGUGUAUGCAUUCAUUUAUUCUGCUGUUGAAUAAAGACAUCUUCCCUUUUCAGA
This is a messenger RNA of Oryzias latipes (Japanese medaka), 5706 nucleotides long. RefSeq names its product phosphatidylinositol 4,5-bisphosphate 3-kinase catalytic subunit alpha isoform. Gene Ontology annotation, cellular component: plasma membrane; cytoplasm; phosphatidylinositol 3-kinase complex, class IA. Gene Ontology annotation, biological process: phosphatidylinositol-3-phosphate biosynthetic process; cell migration; phosphatidylinositol 3-kinase/protein kinase B signal transduction. Lineage: Eukaryota; Metazoa; Chordata; Actinopteri; Beloniformes; Adrianichthyidae. Gene Ontology annotation, molecular function: 1-phosphatidylinositol-4-phosphate 3-kinase activity; 1-phosphatidylinositol-3-kinase activity. The record is from RefSeq and is a predicted model, not a curated record.